Messenger RNA from Cladophialophora immunda, 624 nucleotides. RefSeq lists its product as uncharacterized. The transcript has 3 exons. The record is from RefSeq and is a predicted model, not a curated record. Bases 1 to 624 code for a protein of 207 amino acids. NCBI's taxonomy places the organism in Eukaryota, Fungi, Ascomycota, Eurotiomycetes, Chaetothyriales, Herpotrichiellaceae.
AUGUUCGGGCCUCCAGUUGACCAAGGCCAAGUACCUAUUGUCCUCCCGCAGUCCAGCGGAGACCCUAAAGAUGCUCUGCAAAAAGUGAUUGCGCCGGCGUGUACCUUGAAGCUGGUGUCGAAGAAUGCCACGCCAGAUUCAACCCCUCCAGCCGAAAAUUCCAUUCCCAAGGGGAGUCACUGGGUGGACCUGACAGAACCUGGCACCAUUGUUGUUAUCGAUCAGCCACAAGACCAGAAGUGUGCCGCCGUGGGAGGCAUCAUGGCACAAAGAAUGAAGGUCAGGGGCGUUGCCGGCUGUAUCGUCGGCGGCCGUGUCCGAGAUUUGGCAGAGCUGAGGGAAUCUCAGCUACCGAUAUUCGCCCUGGGCAAGUCCACGGUCGGAACGAAUGCCGAGUCGGUCGCCUAUGCUCGCAACGUCCGGAUAUCUAUAACCGGCGUCGACGUUUCCCCGGGCGAUAUCAUCUUCUGUGAUCCACUGGAAGGAGUGGUGGUCAUCCCUCUGGAACUGCUCGACGAAACCCUGUCGCUCAUGCCGAAGCUGGUGGCCUCCGAUGACAAGGUUAAAGAGGCUGUGUUGGGAGGCAUGCCCGUGGCAGAAGCGUUCAGGACUUUCCGCAACUGA